AUAUAUAUAAUAUAUAUAUAUUAUAUAGUGUGUAUGAACAUAAAUUCAUUUCGCACAUUUAUGCAUCAGGGUUUUCCUGGCAAAAGAAACUGAUCGCCGUAGUUGCUACUGCCAGAAUGAAAGGGAACUAUAUUUUGCGCGGUCACAUUGCAGCAGCUGAGGGCUAAAGGUGUUACACACUCGAGUAUAGGUUUAAACUAAAGUCGCACGACUCUGCAUCGCUUUGCUUUUAUUCCUGCUGUGUUUGCCAUCUGCAUCACGCUGCCUGUCCACCUGCUUAACCGGCACACUUUCCACAGACCGCGUAACAACGGCGGUUGCAUUUGAAGCCUUAGAUUGGUAGCUGGAAGGAGCAUAGGAAUCGUGCUGGACAUACUGAUGUCUCUCAUUCAUUUUAUGCCCAGGUUGCAAAUGGCCGCCGGAUGGCACGGGUGGGUUAUAUCUGGCCUGAUGAGAUUGUGCAGGUGGCGGUGUGUGUCUGGACUGAUGAGAUCCACCAGGUGGUGGUGUGUGUCUGGACUGAUGAGAUCCACCAGGUGGCGGUGCAUAUCCGCUAUGAUGAGAGCCACCAGGUGGCGGUGUGUGUCUGGCCUGAUGAGAUCCACCAGGUGGCGGUGCAUAUCCGCUAUGAGAUCCACCAGGUGGCGGUGCGUAGCCGCUAUAAGAUCCACCAGGUGGCGGUGCAUAUCCGCUAUGAGAUCCACCAGGUGGCGGUGCGUAUCCGCUAUGAGAUCCACCAGGUGGCGGUGCAUAUCCGCUAUGAGAUCCACCCGGUGACGGUGUGUGUCUGGCAUUAUACGAACCGACAAGUGGCGGCGUGCGUCGGGCCGGCAACGGCACGUGCCUCGUGGACGGUGGGUACACGCCCUGCUCAUGCUGACCCCGCACUGCGGGAGGUGCAGGAGGGGCAUGGCGACCGUCGCUCGUCGGACACGCGCGGGCCAGCUGCGGCGGCGGCGCGUCACCGUGCUCGCACGACUCCAGCAUUCGCUCGUAACUCUCCGCGCGGUACAUCGCCGCCACCGACGAUGGCGACGGCGGGCCGCGCGUGGCCGCCGCACCGUCCUCCGUCCUCGCGGCCGCUCGCGCGACGUCCGCACCACGAGGGGGCGCCGCACUGCCCUCCGUUCUCACGGCCGCUCGCGCGAUGUCCGCACCACGAGGGGGCGCCACACCGCCCUCCGUCCUCGCGGCCGCUCGCGCGAUGUCCGCACCACGAGGGGGCGCCACACCGCCCUCCGUUCUCACGGCCGCUCGCGCGAU
Molecule: messenger RNA, 1263 nt
Organism: Priapulus caudatus
Lineage: Eukaryota; Metazoa; Priapulida; Priapulimorpha; Priapulimorphida; Priapulidae
Exons: 3
Source: RefSeq, a predicted model, not a curated record